Molecule: messenger RNA, 1521 nt
Organism: Moneuplotes crassus
Lineage: Eukaryota; Ciliophora; Spirotrichea; Euplotida; Euplotidae
Source: the annotation of a GenBank genome assembly
CAUAUCUCUUUAAGAAUUAUUCCUGACAAAGAAAUGGAGCAACUUCUCCAAGACGAAGAUUACAUGCAAAUAAAAUCCCAGACUUCAUUCAUCACCUCCACUUUCACCCUCCUUUUCAGUAUCAGCAGUUUCAUAUACACUCUUGAGGCAUUCCAAAGGUUAGGUGCGAACAAAAGCCAAAUUGACUAUGUAUUCGACAACUGGCAGACUCCUUUCAUCACAGAUAUCUUUAGUGUGCCAUCUGGGCAUUUAUGCCCAGAUGGCUACGAACAUCUUUUUGAAGCAGAGUGGCCUGGGUCAGUCACUGGGUGAUUUUGAAAGAGUGAAGGGGCGAAGAAAGAUAAGAUCACUGUAGGAGCAUGUAGCAUAAGCCUGCAUAGGAAAAAUUGUAAAACAAUAAAGCAAACAUCUCUAAGGCAGCUAAAUUGGAUACACAACUCAACUCUCUGAGGAAAAAGAAGUAAAUUGAACUUUUUGGAUCUUCAUAUUCCAGAUACUGAAGGGCAAUGUGAUACCGGGCUUAAAAGGUGAGGAUCCACUAAAAAGGAUGGCAUUUACACAACAUGUGUACCCCAAAAUUCUGAAUGUCCGAUUACAGAUAUUGUCAUUACAAAUAACUCAGCAAUAUCUUUUGAUAAAAAAAACUACGAAAAAAUCUCCCUGUCAGAUACUCAUAUGCUUUAUUACUCUAAAAAUAGCUCCCAUCUACCAGUUGUUGAAUUCAAGCUUACAGAGGGAUCUCCAUGUAUUGAUGCUGAGGAGCUAUAUCAUACAACUUCAAAAUUUAACAAAUUAUCAAAAAGUGAUAAAUCUGGAUGCAAUACUAUUCUUGGAGACAACAUUAUUUUUGAUGAGAGAUACAGAUUUGUCACAAGUGAAAGUAAUUACGAGAUGGUGCCACCACAAGCUCAUUGGGGGCUAGGCUGGGGGGAAGCAUCAACAAUGAACCUGUACCAGAAGUCAUACGUGAGAUGGAACUCUGAGUGCUAUAAUAGCGUACUUUCUCCAGAAGAAACGUUCGUUAAUAUAGAUAUCUUUGAGUCAGUCGCUGCUUGGCAAUCGGUCUUCAGCCAAAUCUCUCUGGUUGAUAUGGUAGUAACAUUUGUUUUUGGAGUUGUCAGUUUGAUAGAUAUGGUUAAAAGACUCUUCUUCAAUGGAAAAUCAGGAAAAUGGAUCAAAUGGUUUGAGAAUAUUAAUAAUGAAUGGACAAUGCUCAUUAAUUUCACCAAGAUUGUCUUUGCUUACUUUUGUGUGAGCUAUAUUGAUCUUUAUGAGAGUGAUAUUAUUGAGGUCAGUGUCAGUACUUGCUCUGAUAAGAUCACAAAUCAUAGCUUUGAAGUUCUUGGAAACUCUCUACUGGAUUCUAGAGAUGAUGAUAUAACUGUGUUGAAGAUAACAAUUUUAAUGCUUUCAUUUGAAGUCACAAACUACCUCCUUCCAAACCUACUACACCUCAGAAAGCACCAACAAAACCAGAAACUUAAGAAAGACUAGUCCUAAUUCUUCUUCCUUUCCUCUAAA